Messenger RNA from Zophobas morio, 2101 nucleotides. RefSeq lists its product as uncharacterized. The transcript is spliced from 5 exons. NCBI's taxonomy places the organism in Eukaryota, Metazoa, Arthropoda, Insecta, Coleoptera, Tenebrionidae. The record is from RefSeq and is a predicted model, not a curated record. Bases 236 to 1036 code for a protein of 266 amino acids.
UUAAUGCCUCCCUAAGACCUCGACCUCUAUUAUCUGAAACCCUACCCCAACUUUUAGGUUAUGUCAUUCCCCAAGCUCUCACUUUCGCCGCACUCGUAUUGUGGGUUGCAUGUCUUGCAUGUCAAGGCGUGCCCCCAAAAACAAACAAACCCAUAAAUCCAUUUCGUAAUGUUUAUUUUCGCUGCUUCCAUCAGUUGCUGACUGAAGGUUAUGGUUGUACGAUGUAGCUGUCAAAAUGGUUGUGUUAGAUCAAUUCUAUCAAAUUCUUGAAUCGCCGACACCUACAGUAUCCCCGCUAUGGAAAGCUGCCCACAUAACCGCUUGCAUCGUGUGUGCCGUCUGCGGCUUCCUCACAGCAUUCACCUUCGGUGGGAUCCUCGACACUUUCGGCUACAACUGCAUUCUGAAUGCAGAGAUCGUGUUUGAUGAUGACAAUUAUUUGAACACUUCAGGCUACAGCUAUGAUAAGGAGAUACAUGCCAUGGACUUGACAGGGACGGUAUGGGGGCCCGAGAGCAGUUGUAAUUUCGCUCAGUUCACGCCGCUGGUUAUCAUGAUAUCGGCGAUAAUAUGGGGCAUUUAUUUUGGAAUCAUAUCCAAGGGGGGCGCGGGAUAUGGUCACGAUUUGUUUUCGAGGCCGUGGUCGAUCGUAUAUCCUAGUAUAUUUUUUACCAGUAUUUUUUUUAUUGUGUAUGUGAUCAGUACAUUGCAAUUGAAAUGGGGAGGCCUAGAUUUUUGCGCGCAGUUUAAGCCGGAGUUCAACAACACUGGUUGUAUACCUGAAAUCGGAAUGUACGAAAAUCAGUUCCGCGAAGACAAAACAAAAUAUCUUUUCGAAUUCUAUCCGAAUAUGUUGAUCGCCAUUUUAAGUUCGGAAAUUGGAAUCUGGUCGUGGGUUUUCCAACUCGUGAUGUGUAUAUUAAGAGUUUGCUGUGCGGCAGACUUCGAUAUACAGCUCGUCACAGUGAUGACGAAAGAAGAGGAGAAGGUCGAAAACAUCGUUGAAUUUGCGGAAAUGGAAGACAUGGAAGUUUAAACCUUUCCUUUCUAAUUUUAUAAAAUGAAGUACUUAUUUUUUUUAUGUAGGAGUACUAUUUUUUACUUUUGCAUGUUACUUUUUUAAUUGUGAAAUUUGACGAUUUUGUGGCAACUGAAAAAAUACAUAAAAAACAAAUUAGACGAAGGACGAAAAUAAUUUGCAUAAGGAUGUAGAAAAGUCUAACUUGUUUUACAGUAUUUUGGUGUCGCGCACGCGUGAUUCUCAAAAUUUGACAAUAUUUAACAUUAAUGUAAGUACAAGCUUAAAUUUGGUACAUGCAGGAAGCAGAAAAUGUUUCUUGCCACAGAAAUUUGUGCUCAAAAUUUUAAAAUGGAAACUACCUCAUGUACGAUCUUUCUAUUAGUUUUUUAUUACGUAGGUUCAUAAAGUUGCAGUAAUUGAAAUCACAAAAAUAAUUGGAAGUCGUUACUACACAAUGAGCCACUAUUAUUUAUUUAUAUUUCAGUCAUUCCACUCGUAAUGUUAUGACUUUUGCUAAUUAUUGUGUGUUUUAUGCAUUUUCAUUUUUGGGAAUUUACAAAAUUGGGGAUGUUUUGCUGAUAUUUGACUAAAUUUGAACUUGCCAGAGGUCGCUCACAACAAAACUUGUCGGGAUUUGCUUCAUAAUGUUGCGGAACUGUCAUCAAAUGUAAUCAGUUGAAAGUUAUGCUCAGUGACAAAACCUUUAGCGGCAUUUGUUGUUACCAAUACACCGUAUAUUGAAUUCUUAUAGAAAUCAGACUUAAAGCACGGUUUUGUUGGUUGCAAAACACAUAAAUUAACCAUGAUAUAUAUAUACACUAUACUAUCAUAUAUUAUUUUGUCUUAAAUUUUUAACGCUUUAUAUAUAUUUUAUUGCAUUUUGUAAAAAUGUUACUGUUGAUAGAGUUGCCUUCAUUGCUCCGCACAGAAUGCAUUUGCUCAGACAGAAGCCUAAAUGUGAUAAGUAAAACAAAAUUGCGCAAAUCUCAUUCUCAAUUAUCAUUCGAAUCAAUUUUUAAAAUGAACUUCUGCCUUGCUGUAUUCUGGAUGUGAUAAAAUAAAGGUCUCUGUUGUCGAAAA